GUAUGGACCAGUGGAUCUGGGAUUGCCCCUAAAGUCUCUGCGGACCUGCGGAGGUAGCCAAGCAAAUCGAUGGGGGCACUAUUGAUCCUGGCCUCUCAUUUGUCUGUGGCUGCUGGGGAGGGCAAAAUGAGGUCGGGCUCGAGAGCCAUUAUGAAAUAGCCCUUGCUUCCCCCCACCUACCGCAACACCUCCCGCUCUCAGUGUGUCACUCCGAGCAGUUGACGAGCAGAUCCUAUCCAAUAGCUGUGAGAUACUGGGGGGAGAUUCCAAAUGGGAUAAGAGCCUUUGGGGCAGAUCUGUACAUGUCACAGUCAUUCCUGGGAGGGGGGGUAUCCCUUUGCAGUGCUGCCCUCUACUGGGGAGGCACAGCUGGGCGACAGUCUACUGAUAGUCCAAGGCUUGCAACACGAAGCAGGAAAUAGACGACAGCGUGUCAUGUGACAGGAAGUCUGGCAAGACAGGAUGGGAAGAGGGCGGGGCUGAAGAGCAGGCAGGGUCACAGAUGGCGAGGGGCAAAAAGCAAGCAAGAUCUGAAGCGGCGUAGCAGCUCUGCUCGGCUUCAGGAAUCAUGUGACAGUUAUGUAGGACGUGUUCUAGCCUUCGGACCGCCGAAGCUGAACAGCUCUGCCGCAGACCUUCCUGGAGGUCCUUGUCCCAAGGGGCUGGCAACAUCUCCAUAGAAGGAUGGGGGUUUUACCAUGGGAAGUAGUGGGUCUAUUUCUUGGAGGAGUCCCUGCAGGGGACGUGCUUCUGGGACCGAAUAGACAAAGCAGAGUCUGUCUGGACUUUGUCCCGCGCUUUGCUCGCUUUCUGUGGGGUCGUGUGUGUGUGUGUGUGUGUGUGUGUGUGUGUGUGUGUGUGUGUGUGUGUGUGUGUGUGUGUGUGUGUGUGUGUGUGUGUGUGUGUGUGUGUGUGUGUGUGUGUGUGUGUGUGUGUGUGUGUGUGUGUGUGUGUGCGCGCGCGCGCGCCUGAAGAAGCCAAGUCUAAUGAAGCUUCUGCUCUCACUAGCGUGUGGUUGUGGGGCAGGAGAUUUUCGAGACGAGCUGCGAGAGGGAACGUCAAAGGUGAAAGUGUCUGUGGGCAGUGUGCCGGUUGUGGUCGUCUCGGUGACAAAAACUGGAAUAAAUCCAUGUGAAGAUUGUGCUGUCCCAAGAGUCCUGUACUGCUUUAGUAUACUAGCACGGCGCUAGCGAUGGUGGCCUCGGUGAACGGCCAGGCCUGAUAACGGGGAGGAACAGGUUGUUAUUCUGGUGAACGAUUAGCUAGUAGAGAUAAGGAGUGGUGCAGCCCUGUAGCAUGCUGGGUGAUGGCGGGAACAGGCCCCCUGGCCUCUCGUCCUAUAUCGGAGACAUCCGGCCCACUUGGGGAGGGGGGUCUUCUCUCGAGCGGCUCCCCACCACAGUCCUAUCACGGCUGACAUGCGGCCCUUUGAUGUUGGUGCAGGUGGCGCCGGCGGUUAGCGGCCAGGGUCGCACGUGAUUGGCUGAUUCCUGGAAAUCCCACUGUUAAACGCACAGCUGGUCAUGUGGUCUUGUGAUCGCCGGCUGAUGACGAAUCGGUGAAUACCCUGGUCUAGCCAGCCUGCAUCCUCCGGCAUGGCAUGUUCCUGUUAAGUUUCGGACAUUCAGGGCAGAGGGAUUUUAGAGGCCUCUGGGUUCGGGAAGCUGUUUAUGAGAAGACAACGAGAAGUGAAGGAGUUUCUCACAAAAGCCAAAGAAGACUUUCUUAAGAAAUGGGAGAACCCAGCGCAGAACACAGCUUCGCUGGACCAGUUCGAGCGGCUAAAGACGCUGGGCACGGGGUCGUUUGGACGAGUCAUGCUGGUGAAGCACAAAGAGUCGGGUCAGCAUUAUGCCAUGAAGAUCCUAGACAAACAGAAGGUGGUGAAGCUGAAGCAGAUUGAGCACACUCUGAACGAGAAGCGCAUCUUGCAAGCCGUCAGCUUCCCUUUCCUUGUACGAGUGGAGCACUCCUUUAAGGACAAUAGUAACCUGUAUAUGGUGAUGGAGUAUGUACCGGGGGGUGAGAUGUUCUCUCACUUGAGAAGGAUCGGCAGGUUUAGCGAGCCACACGCCCGAUUCUACGCCGCCCAGAUCGUGCUCACGUUCGAGUAUUUGCACUCACUGGACCUUAUCUACAGAGACCUGAAGCCAGAGAACCUGCUCAUCGAUCAGCAGGGCUACAUACAGGUAACAGAUUUUGGAUUUGCCAAGAGAGUAAAAGGCAGGACCUGGACACUCUGCGGCACUCCGGAGUACCUGGCUCCUGAAAUUAUCCUCAGCAAGGGGUAUAACAAAGCAGUGGACUGGUGGGCCCUGGGAGUGCUGAUCUACGAGAUGGCUGCUGGAUAUCCUCCGUUCUUCGCUGACCAGCCCAUCCAGAUCUACGAGAAGAUCGUCUCAGGGAAGGUUCGCUUCCCCUCGCACUUCAGCUCCGACCUGAAGGACCUCCUGAGAAACCUACUCCAGGUAGACCUCACCAAGCGCUUCGGGAACCUCAAGAAUGGCGUCAACGACAUCAAGGGCCAUAAGUGGUUCGCCACAACGGACUGGAUCGCCAUCUACCAGAGGAAGGUUGAGGCACCGUUUAUACCCAAAUGCAAAGGCCCAGGUGACACCAGCAACUUCGAUGACUAUGAAGAGGAGGAGAUCCGAGUGUCCUUCACGGAGAAGUGUGCAAAGGAGUUUGCAGAGUUCUAGAUCCAACUAACAGUAACCCAAGGAGAAAGGGGAUGGAUAUAUAAAUAUAUAUAUAUAUAAAAAAAUAUAUAUAUGGGAGACGGUUUUUUUUUUUUGGGGUGGGGGAAGUUGAUUCUCUAGGCUGCCAAUCUCCAUCCACCAACGGCCCAAACUCCUGUGUGGAGAGCUGCUGAUAAUUGGAAGAGAUUGAAGACCACAGACAUCCAGCAGUGUUGUAUUUUCCGUUUCUCACUUUUUUUUUUUUUUUAUAACAUUCUUUCUUCGCAGUGGUCAGGGAGUAGGGACAAGGGUUUGAAGAAUAGGACUAAGGUCUAACUUAACCUGGUUCCUUUUUUAUCUGUCAUUGCUGGGAACAUGGCUGCAGAUUUUAAAUCACUACAUGAUUCAUUUUCUGGUAUUGUCGAUGUCUCCCUUAGACACUUCCUCGGGUGGAGCUUUGCCAAACAAGGGUUGAUCAAUCUCUGUUGUUUCUGAAAGUCUUUGCCUGCCCUCCCCCUGCUCCCCCAGGCACCCCUCGUUUCUUGCCGAGUGACCACGUGUGAUUGGUCGAAAGAAGGCUUAACGAUCCCACGGUCCUAAUGCCAAGGAUCUGCCAGGCCACUUUUAGGAGAGCAUGCGGGGCGCCGUGAAUGACACGCCCGUAGGUCCAGAACCGACUCCCGCGUCUUCCGUCCGCUGCUCGCUGGUUUCCAGGAUGACGCGACUUCCCCUAAAUCGUCCGUGGACAUACGGCUCCAUAUUAAUCGAUCGAUUCAGUUUUAUGUUUAAUGCUUAAAUCCCCGACAUACUGUUUCCCCACAUCCCUUAUUGAACCUUGUAAUUGACCGCAGGUUACCUGACCAAGAAUUAAGUUGACUAGAUGUUCUUCCUAUAGCCGAUUUGUGCGUGCCGGUCUGUGCAUAACAUCAUACCGUGUCUGGCGUUCUGCAUGGUCUCUCGGCAGAGGGAGGUAUGAUUUAGAAAAUGAAAUGAUCCGCUGGCAGAAGACACUGCGUAGUCGACAAUUUAUAGGUGUGGCGCUGAUAUCACGUGACCCCACCCCCUGAAUGCGUGCGUCAUUCCAUCCACCUGGAGACGGCUUCUGCACUUAAAUUGCUCGACGACGUUGUUAAAACAUGUUCACUGAACUAUUAAGUAUUUGGAGCCCGAUAAGCAGACUAAGUCCUUUUGUGGAUUUAGUAUAACCUAAUCAUGCUUAAUAUUUUAAGGUUGAAUACGGAAUGUUUCGUGAAAUGCCCCCCCGCUUUCGUUUUAAUUGCUUUAAAUGUAUUGUUUUGCAAAGGAUGCAAGUUAGUCGUGGUUCUGUGGUGAGACUGUCGUAUGGAUGAAGCUGCAGAAGCUGGUACACCGUGUGGUUCAGUUUAGGGAUGGGGCAGGGUAACCGACGCUCGCUCGCGCGUAGCCAAAACCGUUAUCGCGUGCGCGCAGUGUUUCAGGCUCCGCGUUCGUACUGAAAUGGCAAUCUCAGUGCAGGACACCUCCCACCGAGAUGGCAUUCUUCUUUAUUUUAUUUUUUUUGCAGCCAAGUUUAAGGGUCGCCCGAUAUCACCUGCAGCCUAACGCUAUGAACACUAGCAGGUUGUCACGUAUUAAUUCCACUACAAAUUUUUGAAAAAAUUUUUUUCGUAGCUUUUUUUUUGUUUUGUUUUGUUUUUGUAAAAAUGUCUCUGCGGUAAAAAUUUUUGCUAUGUUAUACCGCGCGGGGCUUCCCCCUCCCUUCUCCGUUUUGCUUGUGAUGACUCAAGAUAGCAGAAUUUGCUGCUGAUCUUUUUAGUGAUCAGGUUUAAGUGGUGGGGCGAGAAUUCCGUGCCAGGAAACCCCCAUUCCUUGUAGACACGUUAAUGAAUGACAUCGGAAAUCCAGUUCAUUUUUAUUUAUGAUUUCUGUCUUGUACGUCCAUCUAGCCACACCCCCUUCACUACCACCUCUGUGGGUCUGGUUUGCCUCCGAUUCCUAACACUUCUUACAAAUUUUACUUUUUAAAAUAAGUUAUUAUACCGUUCAUAUUUUCUAAAUGUAUUUUCAGUAACAUGAACCUGUUCUCCCAGUGGUGGAGCCUGUCAUACCUUUCUGGAUACUAUAUUGUAUACUGUAACUCUGCCUUUGACAGUCUUAAAUAUUUUCCCUCUUCCGUACAACUUGGCGGAGACCCGUAGGACAGAAGUACGUCAGAGAAAAAAAAAGUAAUAUUUUACAUCAUGUAUCAUUCCAAUAAAGUUUUACUUGUUAAAAUUAA
Messenger RNA from Brienomyrus brachyistius, 4935 nucleotides. RefSeq names its product cAMP-dependent protein kinase catalytic subunit alpha. The record is from RefSeq and is a predicted model, not a curated record. The transcript has 10 exons. Bases 1671 to 2699 code for a protein of 342 amino acids. Gene Ontology annotation, cellular component: cAMP-dependent protein kinase complex; nucleus. Gene Ontology annotation, biological process: peptidyl-serine phosphorylation. Lineage: Eukaryota; Metazoa; Chordata; Actinopteri; Osteoglossiformes; Mormyridae. Gene Ontology annotation, molecular function: ATP binding; cAMP-dependent protein kinase activity; protein kinase A regulatory subunit binding.